Molecule: messenger RNA, 1401 nt
Organism: Impatiens glandulifera
Lineage: Eukaryota; Viridiplantae; Streptophyta; Magnoliopsida; Ericales; Balsaminaceae
Product: probable arabinosyltransferase ARAD1
Exons: 1
Coding region: 1-1401 (466 amino acids)
Molecular function (GO): glycosyltransferase activity
Source: RefSeq, a predicted model, not a curated record
AUGGCAGACAGAAAUCUAAUCUCAUCCUUCAUGGGUAUUUAUUCUUCACAAAAAUCAUUCUUUUGCAUGUUCUUAAUUACCUCAAUCCUCCUCUUCAUAUUCUCUUUACUAUUCGUUUUACGUUCAUCCGUUGGCUAUUCUCCUUUUCUAGAUCAUACCCAAUUACCCAAUUCAAAUCUCCUUUGUGGGAAUUCAAUCUCAACUCGAACCACCAUUCUCAAAGUUUUCAUGUACGAUCUUCCUCCCCAAUUCCAUUUCGAGCUUCUAGAUUGGAAACCCAAGUCAAAAGACAUUGUUUGGCCCGAUAUUCGAAACGAAAUUCCAAGAUACCCGGGUGGUUUAAACUUACAACAUAGUAUAGAAUAUUGGCUAACACUUGAUCUUCUCUAUUCCGAGUUAGCUAACCCCAAUAGCCUUCAAACAGCUAUUAGAGUACGAAAUGCGAGUGAAGCCGACGUUAUCUUUGUCCCUUUCUUUUCGUCGUUGUGUUUCAACCGCUAUUCGAGGUUGAAACCUCACGAAAAGAAGAGCAAGAACACUAUGUUACAAGAGGAAUUAGUGAAAAUUUUGUAUGAGAAAGAAGAAUGGAAGAGAUCAGGUGGGAAAGAUCAUAUAGUUUUAGCUCAUCAUCCAAAUAGUUUAUUAGAUGCGAGAAUGCAACUUUGGCCUUCAAUAUUUAUACUUUCGGAUUUCGGAAGAUACCCGCCAAAUGUAGCCAAUGUUCAUAAAGAUAUAAUUGCGCCAUACAAACACGUCAUAAGGAGUUUCGAGAAUGAUUCAUCGAGUUUUGAUAGUAGACAAACUCUUCUUUACUUUCAAGGCGCGAUUUAUAGAAAAGACGGCGGUUAUAUUAGACAAGAACUUUUCUAUCUACUAAAAGACGAGCAAAACGUCCAUUUCUCAUUUGGAAGUAUUCAAAAAGACGGAGUGAACAAAGCUAGCGAAGGAAUGCGUGGUUCGAAAUUUUGUUUGAAUAUCGCGGGCGAUACUCCUUCGUCUAACCGCCUCUUCGACGCAAUCGCUAGCCAUUGUGUUCCGGUUAUUAUUAGCGAUGAGAUUGAACUUCCAUACGAGGAUGUGAUUGAUUAUACUACGUUUUGUUUAUUUGUUCGUUCCUCGGAUGCUGUUAUGCCGAAUUUUCUUAUAAAUCUUGUUAAGAGUAUAGGAAAAGAUGAAUGGACACAAAUGUGGAACAAGAUUAAGGAAGUUAAGGGUUUAUUUGAAUUUAAUUUUCCAUCGAGGAAAGGUGAUGCGGUUCAAAUGAUUUGGCAGGCUAUCGCGCGAAAGGUUCCAUCUAUGAAACUUAAAAUUCGCAAGUCUCAAAGGUUUUCGAGGUACAAUGUUGUUGAAUAUAGACAGCCGAGUAAAGGUUUUCAAUUGCCUUCUAAUCUUGCCGAAUAA